Elgaria multicarinata webbii is the source of this 1453-nucleotide messenger RNA. It is a transcript of the gene CHIA, whose product is annotated as chitinase acidic. Gene Ontology annotation, biological process: chitin catabolic process; carbohydrate metabolic process. Gene Ontology annotation, cellular component: extracellular region. The record is from RefSeq and is a predicted model, not a curated record. Gene Ontology annotation, molecular function: chitin binding; chitinase activity. The transcript has 11 exons. Bases 1 to 1440 code for a protein of 479 amino acids. Lineage: Eukaryota; Metazoa; Chordata; Lepidosauria; Squamata; Anguidae.
AUGGCGAGGCUGAUUCUCCUUACUGGUCUGGUUCUUAUGCUGAAUGCUCAGCUGGGCACUGCCUACCAGCUGACAUGCUACUUUACCAACUGGGCCCAGUACAGACCAGGUCUUGGACGUUUCAAGCCUGAUAACAUCGACCCAUGCCUGUGUACCCAACUGAUCUAUGCAUUUGCUGGCAUGAAGAACAAUGAGAUCGCCACCAUUGAAUGGAAUGAUCUGACCCUUUACAAAUCUUUCAAUGGACUGAAGAACCAGAAUGCAGAACUGAAGACUCUCCUGGCUAUUGGAGGCUGGAAUUUUGGAACAGCGCCUUUCAAUGCAAUGGUUGCCACUUCUGAAACCCGCCAGACUUUUAUCAACUCCGUCAUCAAAUUCCUUCGCGAGUAUGAAUUUGAUGGGCUGGAUUAUGACUGGGAGUACCCUGGUUCCCGAGGCAGCACUGCUCAGGAUAAGUCCCUCUUUACUGUUCUGGUUAAGGAAAUGCGGGAAGCCUUUGAGCAAGAGGCCAAGAAAACGAAUAAACCCAGGCUCAUGGUUACUGCUGCUGUGGCUGGUGGACUUUCCAACAUUGAGUCAGGCUAUGAAAUUCCUCAGCUUGCCCAGUAUUUGGACUAUUUCCAUGUGAUGACCUACGACUUCCAUGGCUCCUGGGAGGGAUACACUGGAGAGAACAGCCCUCUGUAUAAAGGUCCUGCUGACAUUGGUAGCUAUGUCGACUUCAACGUGGACUUUGCCAUGAACUAUUGGAAGAGCAAUGGUGCCCCAGCUGAGAAGCUGAUUGUUGGAUUCCCAACUUAUGGACAUACCUUCGUCCUCAGCAACCCAUCCAAUACUGCCGUUGGUGCCCCCACAUCUGGGCCUGGGCCUGCAGGACCUUACACAAGACAAUCUGGGUUCUGGGCUUACUAUGAGAUCUGCACUUUCCUGAAGAACGGUGCCACUCAAGAGUGGGAUGCUCCUCAGGAUGUCCCCUAUGCUUACAAAGGCAAUGAAUGGCUUGGCUAUGACAACAUCAAGAGCUUUAAGAUCAAGGCUGAAUGGCUGAAGCAGAACAACUUUGGAGGUGCCAUGGUUUGGGCCAUUGACUUGGAUGACUUCACUGGAACUUUCUGCAAUCAAGGCAAAUACCCCUUGAUCACCACCCUGAAGAACGCCCUCGGACUGGAAAGCACCAGCUGCACUCCUCCUGCUCAGCCCAAUCCUCCAAUCACAGCUGCUCCCAGUAGCGGCAGUGGUAGCGGCAGUGGUAGCGGCAGUUCUGGCAGUGGUAGCGGCAGUUCUGGCAGCGGUUUCUGUGCAGGCAAAGCCAGUGGUCUGUACCCUGUGGCCAACAACAAAAAUGCUUUCUGGCACUGUCUGAAUGGAAGAACCUAUGAGCAGCAUUGCCAAACUGGCCUUGUCUUUGAUCCAAGCUGCGAGUGCUGCAACUGGCCAUAAAAUCAGAUUCUCU